AUGAAUCUCCAUAGCAUAUCUCUGAGUUUUCUAUUUGCCAUUUUUGCUGUUUUGGCAUCCACACAUAUCACAAAUUCAAACCCAUCAUUCCUCAAAUAUCUUAUUCGUUUUAGUCUCACCUUUUUCUCAUCAUCUCCAAUCACUGCAACAGUCAUCGCAUACAGCAGUGGAGGGCAUCAUCACCAGUACAAUAGACACAAUAAUGAGGGGAAGAUAGUUACUCCGUGCGAGGGAUUUUCACCCGACUUUCCUAAGGACACUAACACAACCUCGUAUCUUUGUGUUGAUCCAAAUGGGUGUUGUAAUUUUACAUCGGUGCAAGCAGCAGUUGAUGCUGUUCCAGAUUUCAGCCAAAAUAGAACCAUUAUAUGGAUCAAUACCGGCGUUUACUAUGAGAAAGUUACUGUUCCAAGAACCAAAACGAAUGUGACAUUCCAAGGACAAGGCUUUACUUCAACUGCAAUUGCAUGGAAUGACACUGCCAAUUCUUCACAUGGCACAUCAUUUAGUGGCUCCGUUCAAGUUUACUCCACUAACUUUAUUGCCAAGAACAUAACCUUCAUGAAUGUGGCUCCUAUUCCAAACCCUGGUGAUAUUGGAGGACAAGCAGUAGCACUUAGGAUAUCUGGAGAUCAAGCAGCGUUCUGGGGUUGUGGAUUCUUUGGAGCCCAAGACACCCUUCAUGAUGAUAAGGGCCGACAUUACUUCAGAGAUUGCUACAUCCAAGGUUCCAUUGAUUUCAUCUAUGGCAAUGGAAGGUCAUUCUAUCAGAAUUGUGUAUUGAUUUCCCUGGCAAACCCAGUAGAUCCAGGAUCGACAGGCAUAACUGGAGUUAUUACAGCUCAAGGCAGAGGUUCCCAGGAAGAGAAUACUGGCUUUGCAUUCACCAACUGCACUGUGGGUGGCAAUGGAAGAAUAUGGCUAGGUCGAGCAUGGAAGCCAUUUGCACGUGUUGUUUUUGCCGACACAUCAAUGUCGGAUAUCAUUGCUCCAGAGGGUUGGAAUGAUUUCAAUGACCCUGCAAGUGACAAGACUGUAUUCUUCGGAGAAUACAAUUGCUCAGGUCCUGGUGCAAAUAUGACCAUGAGGCCUCCUUAUGUUAUGAGACUCAAUGACACACAAGCUUCUCCUUUCCUUAAUGCGUCUUUUAUUGAUGGGGAUCUAUGGCUUCAACCCUACACUUAG
Messenger RNA from Quercus robur (English oak), 1185 nucleotides. Its product is annotated as probable pectinesterase 8. The record is from RefSeq and is a predicted model, not a curated record. Bases 1 to 1185 code for a protein of 394 amino acids. Gene Ontology annotation, molecular function: pectinesterase activity. NCBI's taxonomy places the organism in Eukaryota, Viridiplantae, Streptophyta, Magnoliopsida, Fagales, Fagaceae. The transcript has 5 exons. Gene Ontology annotation, biological process: cell wall modification.